Messenger RNA from Colletotrichum orchidophilum, 732 nucleotides. RefSeq lists its product as uncharacterized. Bases 1 to 732 code for a protein of 243 amino acids. The transcript is spliced from 4 exons. Gene Ontology annotation, molecular function: oxidoreductase activity. Lineage: Eukaryota; Fungi; Ascomycota; Sordariomycetes; Glomerellales; Glomerellaceae. The record is from RefSeq and is a predicted model, not a curated record.
AUGUCUUCCUUCCAAGGCAAAGUUAUCGCGGUAACCGGCGCCGGCUCCGGCAUGGGGCUCGCAACAGCUCAGCUCUUAGCCUCCCGCGGCGCUAAACUAUCAUUGGCGGAUAUCAACGAGGACUCUCUAAAGGAGGCGAUCUCGUCUCUGGAAGACAGCGCAAGCCAUAUGUACGAGGUUGUUGACGUAAGAAAGGGCGACGUCGUCAACACUUGGAUCCAGAACACGGUGAAGAAGUUUGGCAGGCUGGACGGUGCUGUCAACAUGGCCGGCGUCAUCACCCACGCGGCCCCCGUCGCGGAGCUUACAGACGAGGACUGGGAUUUCGUCUUUGAAGUCAAUGCUAAAGGAGUUUUCAACUGCCUGAGGUCACAGUUGGGAGCCAUGUCUGCCGGAGGUAGCAUCGUAUCUGCGGCGAGUGUGUUCGGUCAAUUUGGAGCUCCUGGUAACGCAGCAUACUGCGCCAGCAAAGCAGCUGUCAUCGGGUUGUCAAGAACAGCGGCCAAAGAAAACCAAGAGAUUCGCGUUAAUUGCGUGUCGCCCGGUUCUGUCAACACGCCAUUGUCUCGUGGAGAAAAUCCCGAAGAUGUGAAGCGUGGUCUACAAGUCACCGCACAAAAGAGAAGAGCAGAGCCUAUCGAGGUGGCUCACGUUAUCGCAUUUCUGCUCAGCGAUGAAGCUUCUUUCGUGACAGGAGCCGUAUAUAAUGUUGAUGGCGGCUGGGUAUGCUAA